This is a messenger RNA of Colletotrichum truncatum, 384 nucleotides long. Lineage: Eukaryota; Fungi; Ascomycota; Sordariomycetes; Glomerellales; Glomerellaceae. The record is from RefSeq and is a predicted model, not a curated record.
AUGUCGACAGACUUGCUCCCAUUGGGGCUGUGGGAGAACUCCUGCUGGAGGGCCCAAUCGUUGGAUCCGGAUACCUCAAUGACCCAGAGAAAACGGCGCAAGCGUUUAUCGAAGAUCCAGUCUGGCUGCUUCAAGGCGGAGCUGGCUACCACGGCCGCCGAGGCCGUCUGUACAAGACAGGCGAUUUGGUCAGAUAUGAUGAAGACGGUAGCCUGCUCUACAUCGGGCGAAAGGAUGCUCAAGUCAAGAUCCGAGGCCAGCGCGUUGAGCUGGCCGAAAUCGAGCAUCACCUCGGACAACACAUCUCUGGAAACCCUAUUGUGGCCGCAGAGGUCAUUAUUCCUCAAGGCCAAGAUGCCAGUCCAACGUUGGCGGCUUUCAUAG